This is a messenger RNA of Arachis ipaensis, 1068 nucleotides long. The record is from RefSeq and is a predicted model, not a curated record. NCBI's taxonomy places the organism in Eukaryota, Viridiplantae, Streptophyta, Magnoliopsida, Fabales, Fabaceae.
GUCACUAUACUCCCUGUACUGGAGAUUGGAGGACUCUGAAGCGGAGGAACCCUAGCCCUCCAUUGUCGCCGCCGUUCCCAGGUCGUCAGCGCCGCCGCCGUCCCCAGGUCGUCAGCACCGCCGUUCCCAGGUCGUCGAACCCUAACCCAGUAACUCGGCAGGUACUCUUCAUCUUUGCUGGCUUCUCGGCACGGAACCCAGGCUAACGUUCCUUAGGGCAUGGAGGGGCAACACAAGAAGACGGUGAGAAUAUUUGUCGGUGGAUUGGGGGAAUCAGUAACUAAACAAGACCUCCACAGUAUGUUCAGCUCUUUCGGCAAUGUCGAAGCAGUCGAAACAAUCCGAACCAAAGGUCGCAGUUUCGCCUAUCUUGACUUCCUUCCUUCUCCCACCGAUGACAAAUCUCUUUCCAGGCUUUUUAGCAAGUAUAAUGGUUGUGUUUGGAAGGGUGGGAAGUUGAAGCUCGAGAAGGCUAAAGAACAUUAUCUAGUGCGGUUGAAACGAGAAUGGGAUGAAGAUGCUAUGUCUAAGAUUGAGCAUGUUAGUGACAAACCAGUCACUACUGAUAAGUUAGAGGAAAAGCCCACAAAAGAGAGUUUAAAGACAAAGCAGCUCCACAUUUACUUCCCGAGGUUAAGAAAGGCUGAGACAGAGAGAAGGGAUGAAUGAGGCUGCAACAGAGGAAGAAGAACCUAAUUGGGUUACCCAAGUUGUUUGUCUUUGACCUGACUACCCACCAUAUUUUGAUUAUGGCCUCAACACCACGGAAAAAAAAGCACUCCGCACCAGAAGCUCCAUUGCAUCCGGCUCCUGCUCUCCUCUGCCUCAAUCAUGUGCUAUAUACCCCUGCAAUUGCUAAGCCUGCAUGCUUCUAUUGCUAAAUUUUGGCUCAAUUUGUAUGUUUUUUAAAUUUUUUGGAUUCUUUUGUUGAUAUUUAAUUUAAGACUUCCAUUUAUCUGUGAUAUAUAAAUGUGUAACAGUUUUAUUAUGUAGAAUGCAUUCUUGCCUUUCCCUUAUAUUCGGUCAUGUAAAGAAACGUUAAUGCUUAAUCAUAUGGUUCAAUUUUCA